CAAAAUAAAGAGGGGGAAAAGGGAAACCCUGCUGUCGGUGCAGUGCCGUUGCAAAGGGAAAAUGCUUUACUUUACGCUCCCCAAAUAACUAGUAGUUGAAAUUCAUCACUGUUAUCUCUACCACUCUCUUCGUUAAAAUCAAUCAGCGUUUAACAAUGGAGAAAUACGAGAAAUUGGAGAAAGUAGGAGAAGGAACGUACGGCAAAGUAUAUAAAGCAAAGGACAAGGCGACGGGACAAUUGGUGGCGCUGAAGAAAACUCGGCUAGAAAUGGACGAAGAAGGGAUCCCACCCACUGCCCUAAGAGAAAUCUCGCUUCUUCAAAUGCUUUCCCAUUCUCUCUACAUCGUUCGUCUCCUCUGUGUCGAGCAAAUUGACAAAAAUGGGAAGCCCCUUCUUUACCUAGUUUUUGAGUAUUUGGAUACUGAUCUGAAGAAAUUCGUCGAUUCUCAUCGUAAAGGUCCCAAUCCUAGACCUCUCCCUCCUUCUCUCAUCCAGAGUUUCUUAUAUCAAUUGUGCAAAGGGGUAGCUCACUGCCAUAGCCAUGGAGUUCUCCACAGAGAUUUGAAGCCACAGAACCUAUUAGUGGACAAAGAGAAGGGCAUACUUAAGAUUGCUGAUUUGGGCCUUGGAAGGGCUUUCACUGUCCCAAUAAAGAGCUACACCCACGAGAUUGUUACUCUAUGGUACAGAGCUCCUGAGGUUUUGUUGGGAUCUACUCAUUACUCAACUGCGGUUGAUAUGUGGUCUGUGGGAUGUAUUUUUGCCGAGAUGGUUCGAAGGCAAGCCUUAUUUCCUGGUGACUCUGAGUUUCAGCAACUGCUUCACAUAUUCAGGCUGUUAGGAACCCCAACUGAGAAGCAGUGGCCUGGAGUCAGUUCACUCCGCGACUGGCAUGUUUAUCCAAAAUGGGAACCUCAGAACUUGGCCUCUGCUGUUCCAGCAUUGGGUCCUGAUGGCGUGGACCUCCUCACGAAAAUGCUCCAAUAUGAUCCGGCAGAUAGGAUUUCAGCAAAAGCUGCACUUGAUCAUCCAUACUUCGAUAGCUUGGACAAGUCUCAGUUUUGAGGUUGCUUCUACUUCUAAGAUCAGCCUUAAGGAUCACUUGCAUCAGUUCAUAGGACGUUCUCAGUCUUGAACAAUAUCAUCUUCUUGGUGAUUUGAAAUUGGCCUUGUAAUCUUUUUCGUGAACUUUAGUUUGUCCGAGUGUAGAGAUUAGAGAAUGCAAGUUAGGUUUUGACAUGCUAUAUUCUCAUUUGUGCUUUGAAGCUGCAAGUUAGGGAUUUUAUCAGAGGAAUUUAACGUUCUUUUUGAUCACACAUGAAAAAUUGGCAUUUGAUCUUUCUUUUUGGUUCA
Nicotiana tabacum (common tobacco) is the source of this 1355-nucleotide messenger RNA. The record is from RefSeq and is a predicted model, not a curated record. NCBI's taxonomy places the organism in Eukaryota, Viridiplantae, Streptophyta, Magnoliopsida, Solanales, Solanaceae.